AUGGGCGAAAACAAACAGCUCUCAGCACUUGUACUCGUUGCAGAUGGCUCCGAGGAGAUUGAGACAGUCACACCCCUUGAUGUUUUGGUGCGAGCCGGAUUCACAACAGUCAAAUCUGUGGGUGUCAACCUUAAGAAUCCUCUUUACGCCCAAUGCUCUCGUGGAAUCAAAAUCAUCCCAGACAUCCCCUCGCCACACGAGAUACCUGAUCGUCUAGUCGAUGGUGCAGACAUCCUGAUUCUGCCAGGAGGUGCACCUGGAGCCAAGACCUUCUGUCAGAGCGAGGAGGUCUUACGCUUGAUCCGCGAGUUCCGCAACGAAGGAAAAUGGGUCGCGGCGAUCUGUGCUGGAACUACAGCGCUUGUCGAGAGUGUCAAGUCACCUCAUGCUGAGGGCGAGGCUUCUAAGAAGUGCAAGGUCACGUCACACCCAUCCGUGAAGCAGGAGAUUAUGGACGCUGGCUGGUCUUACGCAGACGACAGCGAAAGGGUUGUAGUCGACGGCAAGGUCAUCACAAGUCGUGGUCCAGGUACUGCGUUGCUCUUCUCGCUUACAAUCGUUGAGAAGUUGGCUGGAAAGGCGAAGAGGGACGAGAUUCAAGGCCCAAUGAUCUGUGCUGAGACUCUGUGA
This is a messenger RNA of Aureobasidium musti, 630 nucleotides long. Lineage: Eukaryota; Fungi; Ascomycota; Dothideomycetes; Dothideales; Saccotheciaceae. The record is from the annotation of a GenBank genome assembly.